AUGUACAGAUCAUCGAGCCAAGGGGAGCUGACCAGGUUCGAUAUACCAUGGGAGGGGAAACCCAACUACAUUGCUCCCAAGGCGCAUGUUAGAAAGGUCUCCAAGUCAAAGGAAGCAACACCCAAGCCUGUAUUUACGGUGGUGUCGCCCCCUCGAUCCGAGAAAAUGCAAAACAGAUUUAUGGAGACAUGUCGGUCUUGCAAUAACAAGUUGCUCCAAAACAAUGACAUCUUCAUGUUCGGUUGUUUUGGUGCAUUUUGCACCUCGGAAUGCCGAGAGAAAGAGAUCAAAGAGAAAACUUCAGAAGAAAAUUUUGAAGAGUUGGCCACGAGCUUCUGGAAAACCAAAUCAAACUGUCCGAUCCAUCAGCCAGUUGCAAAAGAUGCAAUUUCUUAGUCUUUUAUUUUUCUUUUUCUUUUCAAACCCUAGACCUUAGUGUUGAAACAACUGUUAAGAAAUAUAUCUAAUAUAGAUAUACAACUAAUAUGACCUUUCUUAGUUAAGGAUACUUUGUCCUUACUAAAAGGGUAGGAUAGAUUAUAUAUAUGUUGAAAGCUUAAUACAACAUGCAACAAAAUAACCUUCUACACA
Molecule: messenger RNA, 591 nt
Organism: Magnolia sinica
Lineage: Eukaryota; Viridiplantae; Streptophyta; Magnoliopsida; Magnoliales; Magnoliaceae
Product: FCS-Like Zinc finger 2-like
Exons: 2
Coding region: 1-396 (131 amino acids)
Source: RefSeq, a predicted model, not a curated record